This is a messenger RNA of Mesorhabditis spiculigera, 255 nucleotides long. Lineage: Eukaryota; Metazoa; Nematoda; Chromadorea; Rhabditida; Rhabditidae. The record is from the annotation of a GenBank genome assembly.
AUGCACUUGCUGGCCCCUUUAAUCUCGGCGGUGCUGGUAACGGUCAUCCCUGCUGUCCCGGUCUCGGAGGUGGGCCCGAAAGUUUCGGUGAAUCUUGCGCAGAGGUUUCCCGACCUGGCGCUCCCAGAGCUGGACGACGGCCCGGAAGGAGUCGAAUGGCUGGGGUUGGAGCCGAUCAACGGUUUUCCCGAUUUCCCGGCAGCCAUCGUCGAACCAAUCGGCCCUGACGUCGCCCCGGCAAUACCUACAUAUCAA